Messenger RNA from Rhincodon typus (whale shark), 1693 nucleotides. Its product is annotated as keratin, type I cytoskeletal 13-like. The transcript is spliced from 8 exons. Bases 140 to 1360 code for a protein of 406 amino acids. The record is from RefSeq and is a predicted model, not a curated record. Gene Ontology annotation, molecular function: structural molecule activity. Lineage: Eukaryota; Metazoa; Chordata; Chondrichthyes; Orectolobiformes; Rhincodontidae.
GGGGGUGUUCAGAGCUACAGUCAGUUUCAUAGUCACUUUUGUGAAGUUGUAGCCUAGUGUGCCAAUUAAAAGGGGAGACUGUUGAAAAUAACUGUUUUAUUUUCCCUGUUUAAGCAAGACCCUAGUUAAAGGUAGCACCAUGAGACGCAGCAUGAUCAGCUCAACAACGGCUUCACUGGGUGGGGGGUUAGGUGGCGGGAGGAGUCUGGCUGGGGGGCAGAUCAUCUCCAGGUCCAGUUUCUCUGGCUCAAGCCAACAGUUUGGAGGAGGAGGAGGAGGAGGCCUGGGGUUGAGUUCCUUCAGUGGGUCAGCCAGAGGUUCGGCCUCAAUGUCUCUGUCCGGGAUGUCAUCCGGCGCUCUCGUUGCCAACGAGAAGGAGACGAUGGCGAGCUUAAACCUCCGGCUUUCUGCCUACCUGCAGAAGGUGAAGGAUAUGGAGGAGGCGAAUAACAAGCUGGAAAUGCAGCUGAAAGAAUUCCAAGUUGGGAAGGCCAUAACUGGCAUUGACUAUGCUGCUUACGAUGCAGUGAUCAAACCACUGAGGGAGCAGAUACUGGCACUUCAUCUUGGAAAUGCACGCCUGGCUCUCGACCUUGACAAUGCAACUCUGGCUGCUAAGGACUUCACAAACAAAUAUGAGAAUGAGCUGUGCAUCAAACAGUCUGUGGAAUGUGAUAUUGCAGACCUGAAGGCGCUGAAAGAUGAAUAUAUAUUGAAUUACAGCAAUUUGGAAGGUGAUAUAGCGGCAGCAAAUGAAGACCUUGCAAGUCUGAAGAAGAACCAUGAAGAGGAACUGGCUGAACUGAAAGAGCAAGUGACUGGUACAGUUAGCGUGGAUGUUUCCGCUGAAACCAGCACUGAUCUUUUAAAGCAACUCAACGAAAUGAGGGACAACUAUGAAGCCCUUUGCAAGAAGAAUGAAAAUGAGCUUGACAUUUGGUACAAAUCACAGGUUGAAACACAGACGGAGCAGACUGUUCAGGUCAAUGAAGCAGUGAAAACCUCAAAACUCGAGAUUAAGGAAUUAAACAGUCAAAUUCAGGCCCUUGAGGCCGAAUGCCAUUCUCUGCUCAGUGGGAAUGCUUGCUUGGAAGCCAACAUUCAGAAUAUUAAUGACGCGUACUAUGGAAAACUGGAGGCCCUGAAAGUGACCAUUUCCAGAUUGGAGAUGGAGCUGAUGAACUUGAGAAGUGAACUCGACCAGAAGGGUAAAGAUUAUGCGAACCUACUGAACAUCAAGAUGAGACUUGAGACUGAGAUUGAGAAUUACAAGAAGCUUCUUGAUGGAUCAACUGUUAGUCUCAACCAAAGUGACACUAAAGAAACGUCGAACCAGUACAACUACAACAAUAAGGACUGAAACACGCACCGUGACAUCGUAUUAAUGGCCCUGGGCUUCAUCCCAUCCCCGACACAUCUCUCCUGGAAUCCCGAUGACCCGAGUAGAUUGUCUUCCUUGCAUUUUGGAUAACAGAUUGUACUGUUGACGUUUUUGUUUUGGGUGCUGUUUCUACAAAACCUGCAUCACUUGCUGACUCUCUCUGAGGUGUAAUGGUGUUUUUGUAAUGGUGUAUCCCUCGUGCUUUGGAUGUGAAUCUUCCAUUUUCAUAUUUUUACCUUUUCGCUGAGGUUCUCUCUGUGAAUCACAUGAUGGCAUAGGGUGGGGAGGAAUUAAUAAACAGGCUGCAACCCA